Messenger RNA from Diuraphis noxia (Russian wheat aphid), 962 nucleotides. RefSeq lists its product as uncharacterized. The record is from RefSeq and is a predicted model, not a curated record. NCBI's taxonomy places the organism in Eukaryota, Metazoa, Arthropoda, Insecta, Hemiptera, Aphididae.
UGCUGUGCUUGCCGUUUGCUGCUGGAAGAAAAUAUUUUAAUAUUUUUGCCUCAGUUUAUCAUUAUUUGUUCCGCAAUUAUUUUAUGUUUAAUCGUGGUUCUGAAUAGUAGAUGCAGCCGACAGACGAUACGGAUAAAACAUAUUAAUAGGAAUUAGGUCUGAUGAUUGUUGACCUUUUUUGGAAUUUACGUAAUUCAAUGAUUGAUGGUACAAUUAGAAUUUCUUGGUAGGAAGACCAAAGAAGAGAUUAUCUACCUAAAAAAAAUUACCUACUUAUUUAUUAAGAAUGGAAAGUCCAGCGAUACGUUGUCGGAUUCAAUUUAACAAAAUAAUGUCUUCAACAAAUAAGCAACAAAAAAUCCCGCAUUCUUAUAUCAUUAAAGUGAGGACAGCAGUACAAAGAUUGAGAAAACACAAAUGCGAUAAUCUGAAUUUAAAACGCCUGGCGGUAUAUGCUCAAAAACGUAUCUUAAUCAUUUUGGAAAAUGUAAUAUCAAGUGCAAUGACGGGCAAUAAAAAAAAAGUUAGCAUUAAUGAUCUCGAAUCGGCUUUUCAAAAGGCAAAUUUUAACACAAGAAUUAGAUUAAUUACUAAGAAACAAGCUAUCACAACUACCAAAGCAAGCACUGGCUCAAUUCCUAAGGCAAGAUCUAGCACAAUUCCAAGAUCUUCUCCACAUAAUAAUGCUGUACAAGACGUUAAUAUGAUCGAAACUCCAGGUUAUGAAUUAACGAAUGAUGUGUUAUCUCAUAUCAUUCAAACACAGUUUAAUCAAAAAAUUGAUGAUGUUUUGCCUAAGUUGGAUGAUUUAGACAUAGAAGAAGUUAUUGAACAUUUACAAAACAAUCACGACAAACAAGACAAUCUAGAAAAUAAAGACGUUACUACAUAUAAAUUUAAUGUGGAUUCUUUACUAAACGACCCUUAUACAUUGUAAUGUAUUAAACAAUUAAUUUAUUGAA